Planococcus citri (citrus mealybug) is the source of this 1396-nucleotide messenger RNA. Its product is annotated as cytochrome P450 4C1-like. Gene Ontology annotation, molecular function: oxidoreductase activity, acting on paired donors, with incorporation or reduction of molecular oxygen; iron ion binding; heme binding. The record is from RefSeq and is a predicted model, not a curated record. The transcript is spliced from 11 exons. The coding region runs from base 1 to 1377 and encodes 458 amino acids. NCBI's taxonomy places the organism in Eukaryota, Metazoa, Arthropoda, Insecta, Hemiptera, Pseudococcidae.
AUGAAUAUAUUAUUUUCUCAUAGAUGCUUUGAAUGCGUUUUUAAAACUCAUGACAAAACCUACAAAAGUUCAUUUAAAAUAUGGAUACUUCACAAACCAAUCAUUUGCAUCACCAAUCCAGAGGAUUUUCAGAGAGUAGCAUUCGAAAUUUUAGAAAAAGAUGAACGUUAUAAAUUCUUUGAAGAAGCAUUUGGUUAUUCAAUAUUCACAGCUGAAGUGGAAAAAUGGAAGAAAAAUCGACGCAUUCUGAGUCCAGCUUUUAAUCCUAAUAUCUUAUUUGAAUAUUUUUUGCAAAUAUUUAACCAACAAAACAUCACACUGAUUAAUGAACUGAAAAAAGAAGUUGGUACUGGACAACACUUCGAGAUACAUUCGUAUCUCAACCACACAUCAGUGAGGACGAUUUUAGAAGCCGCAGUGGGUUAUAAAGUUGGCAACGAUACCGCGGAGGUAGUAAAAUUUGAAAACGCUGUUACAAAAACGUUGCAAUUGUUGGUUCUACGAGGUGCUAAGCCCUGGUUGAUGUCUUCGCUCAUUUUCACAAUUUAUCGAUAUUUGAUGGGUUAUGGAAACGUAUUUAAAAACUUGAGAGAGCUCCCAUUAAAAGCACUGAAGAAGCAACGAGAGCUGUUUUAUCAACUCAAAAGUGAAAAUAACGUGAGUACCGAACAAGAACAAACAAUGAGAACUUUCAUAGGAAUCUUACUGAAUGCUCACGAAGUAGGAAAUCAUUUUACAGACAAAGACCUAACAAGUGAAGUGCUUAACAUCAUUUUUGCAGGCAGUGAGACGACUGCAAUGACAAACUGUUUUUGUUUGCUGUUGCUUGCAAUACGACAAGACAUACAAGAUAAAGUUUAUCAAGAAAUGUAUCAAGUAUUUGGAGACAGCGAUCGUUUACCAGAAGCUGAAGAUUUAACUAAACUAUCAUACUUGGAACAAUGCAUAAAAGAAACUCUUCGAAAAUAUCCGAUAGUUCCAAUUGUGGGUCGUUGUCCAAAACGUGAUAUAGCCAUCAGCAAUGGAAAAAUUAUUCCGGCAGGGUGUACGGUGGUGUUGAGCAUUUAUGGAAUUCAUCAUAAUCCUGAUUUAUAUUCUAAUCCAGAAAUUUGGGAUCCUAAUAAUUUCAGUCCUGAAAAGAUGGCCAGUCGUCCCAAGUCGAGCUUUGUGGCAUUUAGCACUGGACCACGAGAUUGCUUAGGUUACAAAUAUGGAAUGUUGUCCAUGAAAGCACAACUUUGCCUAUUGAUACGAAACUUCAGAAUUACCACCAAUUUCAAAAUGCGAGACAUCGAACUGGACAUUGGACCGUCAAUGAAAAGCGCCAAUGGUUAUCCAAUCAAGUUGCAAUAUAGGCAAAAGGAAUCCAUAUUUUGAUAAGUUAUACCUAUGUAGA